Lodderomyces pseudojiufengensis is the source of this 645-nucleotide messenger RNA. RefSeq names its product ureidoglycolate hydrolase. The record is from RefSeq and is a predicted model, not a curated record. The transcript has a single exon. NCBI's taxonomy places the organism in Eukaryota, Fungi, Ascomycota, Pichiomycetes, Serinales, Debaryomycetaceae. Gene Ontology annotation, biological process: allantoin catabolic process. Gene Ontology annotation, molecular function: ureidoglycolate lyase activity; ureidoglycolate hydrolase activity. Bases 1 to 645 code for a protein of 214 amino acids.
AUGGCUCUUAAAACCUUCAAUACUGAUAGAAAACAGAUAAUAAAAGCUGAGCCAUUAACACCUGACUCAUUUCGAGAAUUUGGUGGAGUAAUUAGUGCUGAUUAUCAGAUCAAUGAAUCAAAUGAUAAAUCAAAUGCAAAUUAUGGUACAGCUAUUAAGGUUCAUAAAGUUGCUCCUAUCAUAAACAAUUAUGCUAAUUCAAAAUCUAAACAAAAAGAAACAGCAAAUUGGAAUAUUUUUAGAUGUAAAGCACCUACACAUUUAAUCAAACAUGGAGGAUUAAAUUCUGUUUAUUUAUCAAAAGUAUUGGAGAGACACUUAUAUACGACUCAAACAUUUAUACCAAUGGGUCAAGAUUCCAAAAAAAUAUCGUAUUUGGUUAUAGUGGCGAAAACCGAUGAAUCAACGUCUCAACGUUUACCUACGCCGGAUAAAAUCAAAGCAUUUGUAUGUAAAGGAAAUCAGUCCGUUACCUAUGGUCCUGGUAUUUGGCAUGCACCAAUGGUUGUGAUUGAUGAGACUAUACCGUAUUUGGACUUUGCUGUUAUGAUUCACGAGAAUGGGGUAGCUGAUGAAGAUUGUCAGGAAUGUUAUUUUGAUCCCGGAUUUAAUAUUCAAUAUCAAUUAGACAAUUCAAAAUUAUAA